Astyanax mexicanus (Mexican tetra) is the source of this 2385-nucleotide messenger RNA. Its product is annotated as bromo and FHA domain-containing protein DDB_G0267958-like. The record is from RefSeq and is a predicted model, not a curated record. The transcript is spliced from 8 exons. The coding region runs from base 193 to 1266 and encodes 357 amino acids. NCBI's taxonomy places the organism in Eukaryota, Metazoa, Chordata, Actinopteri, Characiformes, Acestrorhamphidae.
CAAGCUAACAGGGUCAAGAGAAAUAUAGCUGCAAUACUGAAAUGCAGGGGUUAAAGUAGCAGCUCCUGCACGCUAACACAGUAAAAUGCUUGAAAGAAAAAAGCUCCGUGAAUUAAACUCGGUCAGUACUGAACAUAAUGCUGCAAUUCAGGCAGGUUUUAACCAGACUGUGUUUUCUUCUCCACUUUCCAGAUGUUUGACCUGGGUAAAAUGGACUUUUCUGCUCUAAUGGCGAAACCAAAAGGAACAAAGGUGUUUGUGCCUGAUAAAUGUAAGGUGCAGUUCUUCCGGGGCAAACUGGGACAGAGUCUUUCUCCUGAUAAACAGGAUUGUGACUUCGGAGACCCUAAAAUGUCCAAGAAACUCGGUGAAUACAACUGCCUGCACGAUAAAUACCUGAAGAAGUUCUUCAGACAUCCAAUGAAAAAGAAGCAGCUCAUAAAACUUGGCAUAAUUUCUCAGGAUGGAAAAGUCCGGUGCUCCGUAAAGGAAUUUAACGAAUACGUUGAGCACCUGAAGAGCACCCCACUGAAACAGGAUACAUCAGAAUUCAAGCAGCCAAGCAUACAAAUGACCUGCCAGUUCAAGGGCUCCAGCCGCCCGGAGAAGAAGAUAAAGAAAGAGACUGAGGAGCUGAGGCUGAUAGACCUGGAGGAGGAGGAUCAUGUUUCAGUUGAGGACCUAAAACAAACUCCUAGAAAAGAAAAGGUGGAGGAUAUAUCAGAAUUCAAGCAGCCCAGCGUACAAAUGACCUGCCAGAGCAAGGGCUCCAGCCGUCCGGAGAAGAAGGAGCGGCGCAUGAAACAAAAACUAACCAAUCCGGAUGUUAAGGAUGAACGCACAUUACUCGCACAUUCCUACACAUUAGAGCGUGAUGAUGAUGAUCAGGUUUUUGAUUUCAAGACUGAGAAAGAGCCUGAGGAGCUGCGGCUGAUAGACCUCGAGGAGGAGGAGCAGGAGGAGGAGGAGGAGAGCUUCCAAACCGAGGUGGCUGAUGUUUUAGUGGAGGACAUAGACCAAACUCCUAGAGAAGAAACGGUGGAGAUGACAACAUCAAAGCCAAUCCUCUCACCUGAAACUGAGAAGAAGCUGAAGAAAAAGAAAUCUUCCAGUUUGACUUGGGUAAAUGUCCAAGAGUCAUCCAGCACCCAGGAGAAUAUGGAGGAAGCUUCUAAAGAGGGUGACAGCCGUGGCUCAAUCUGGUCCAUCUUUAAGAAAGUCUGGAAGGCAGUAAAGCGCCCCAAAUCAGCUCCUCCUGCCAUCUAAUUUUCCCCAUUUUUUCCCACCCCCACUUUCACUUCUUUUUAUAUUAAUCAUAAGAUUUGGUCAAUGCAAUCCAUAUUAAUCUAUUGUAUUGUAUCAAAAUCCGCCAUAUUGUCAAAUUCGCAAGCGUCUGAAGUCUGGAAUUUAGCUCCAUAGUCGUUAUGUCAAUCCAGACCCAGUGUAGGCUUAUUUAAAAUCAAAACUACAUUUAGAAACUACAUUGCUCUCAGGCUCUCAGAGCUAUAUGAGCUGAGCUCCAUCCUUAUAGAUGUUGAGCUCUUUUAGUAUUAGUAAGUUUUAUAUAUAUAUAAAAUUAGUCCACACUUGAACAAUUGUUGCAUCAUUUUAAUUCGCCUAAUAUAUUUAAUAUCAUGUAGGUAAUUGCUCGUUGACUGCUCAGUAUUUACUGAUGAUCUGCUCCAUCUUUAUAGAUGUUGAGCUUGUUGUAUAUCAGGUUAUUGUGCAGCACACUGAGCAGCAGAUAUCCCACUUCUCCCCUCAAUUCGGUUGUUAUGAUUAUAGCACAUAUUAAUAGCGGCCCCCUUGAUGCCCGCAAAUAUACAUCUACAAUUAAAGAUUGCAGUGACGCUGCAGCAAAAGAAAGACUGAGAGUGCAUCCUGAUUGGUCCCUGCUUGGGCUUGGAUCUGUCAGUGAGCACAUGUGGGAGCGAUUUAGGCUCCACAGCUCUCUUUCUAGGCUAGAAUAUUCUAGUUUAGUUUAGUUUCUGCAGUAUAAAGGUAAUAAGAUAAAUGUAUAUUGUAUAGGUAUUGUAGAUGAUUUGCAGAAAUCAGGGAGCACAUAUUUAUAAAACUGUUUAUGUGGUCUUAAAGUCACGUCAUAUCAUGUACUAGUCAUAUGUGGUUUAGACCAGAGGAGGAUGGGUCCCCCUUGUGAAGCCUGGUUCCUCCUGAGGUUUCUUCCUACAGGGGAGUGUUUCCUCACCACUGUCGUCUCGUGCUUGCUCACUUGGGAUUACAUGUUUAGUAAAAAUCACUAGACUAAUAAAUGCGUGAUGUGACGUGACUUUAAAGAAACCACACAACAGCGAACGCAGCCUUGACCAAAUCAUAUCAUUAAUGCUCACCACCCAAAAAAAUAAUAAACAUUUUUAAAUAUAUUAA